Molecule: messenger RNA, 753 nt
Organism: Mytilinidion resinicola
Lineage: Eukaryota; Fungi; Ascomycota; Dothideomycetes; Mytilinidiales; Mytilinidiaceae
Exons: 1
Coding region: 384-689 (101 amino acids)
Molecular function (GO): metal ion binding
Source: RefSeq, a predicted model, not a curated record
UCCCAUACGGAGCAGGCGCACAAGUCAUAUAUAGACAAUCGAUAGCGGUGAAGUGAAGAGAAGCUGACUAACCAGUGCCGUUUCCUAACGUUGCGUGUCCUGCUGUCCGUGUUUUGCCUUUCUUCUCUUCCGAUAAACACUGUAUCCAUCACCAACAUGAACUACGCCGAGGUCAAAAAGAUCUUCAAAGACCACGGGGAGGGAGUUCCAGACGACAUCGAGGAGAUGGGUGCGCAAUUCAAAGAUGCGCACAUAUUCAGGCUGCCCCCGCGUAUGUUCCAUCUUCAGAGCAACAUUCCAAUCCAAUUCCGGCAUCUAGCUUACGGUAACUAGAUCUAGACGGAGAGAAGCGCGAGGCGAUCAAAGCUAGCUUUGCCGCCGCGAUGAAAGAGAAAGCGGACGUGACGAAGGGCGAGGCAGGAUCGGGCAAGCCUCCCAAAGCCGAUACGGAUCCGGCCGCGGGUGCAGACACCAACAUACUCACCGAGGAGCUGGAGGAGAGACAUACCGGAGAUGGGAAGGACUCAGCUGCCGGCUCGGUGAGGAGUCAAGCAGUGUUAGGUAGCGCUGCCCGACCAAGCGUCCCGGCAAAAGUGUCGCCGGUGUGCCCGUUCUUCCAGCUCGACAUCUGUGCCCUAGGCGAUAAGUGCGAGUACAGACACGUUAGGGAGGAGGAAACAUGCAACUAGGCAGUCUGUGAGUCGGACGACCGGCUGGGGAACGAUGAUUUGCCGCUGGGGAAGGAAAACUUGC